UCCUGCAAUAAACAUGUACGUGCGUUAUUAUAAUUAUCAAUUAUGAUUUGAAAUGGGCAGAUAUUCUGCUACGAUCUCCAUAACUAAUAUAUGUGAUUUUAUUCGUGCAUGACUUGAUAUUCAUGAUCUUAAAAAAAAAAAAAAAUCGAUAUUUUUCUUAGUAAGCAAACCUAGCAGCUAUAGCAAAAAUGAAAGUACGCACAUGCGCAGUUUUACACUCGGUAUUUUAUUGCUGCUUAGGCAGGAAUAUAUUCGCUCUUGACUUGGAAAACCAGGAACAUUUUGAAAACACGUACGGCGCAUGAAAGUGACAACGUAACCAUCACUUAAAGUAAGUAAAUUAAUAUGUAUUUUGAAUUGAUGUAUGGAUAUGUAUCUAUCCUGUAUUGUAUCUAUUUAUUGUAAAUGUAGGGGAGCGCGAGGCAAAAAGUAAUACGGGGUUAGUUGUAACACACGUGGUUUAAAUAUUUCCACACAUGGUAGCAUAACAAAAUUUAUAGGAUUUACUAGUUACCUUAUCAACAUUAUAUAGAGAGAAAAAAAAAGUGCGCCAAAAUUCAAAAGUCUUUUGAAGAUAUCGCGGAACAUUUAUUUUACUGUAGUAAAAUUAUAUUUCUGGCUUAAGUAAAUUUUCCAUCUCAGUUUUUAUUACUCAUUUAAAAUUAGACAAAUCUGCUGUUAUUUUGAUCUCCAAUCUGUUAUUUAUCAAAUUAUUUUUUAAUGCUUCAAUAACUAACAGAAGACACAAACCGGUUUUAAAUUCCAGUUGCGCUGAUGGGGUACAUUACACUGCGUUACAAUGUGCCCUGCCGUGUUACUGUAUGACAUUAGCGAUGUAAUUCACACUAUUUACUUUAAUACAUUUGAAUGAGAAACGACGAGAAACAGGUGAAUAAAGACUGACAGUCAAUGUUUAAUUAUUAUUUCAAGACAUGUAAAGCAUUUUGCCAAGCAUGGUUGCAAAGUGUUCAUUGUCAAACUCAAAAAUCGGAUUAUUUGUAAUUCUUAAAAAUCGCCAUUAUUUUAUUUGAAAUAAAUAAUUAUUUUGUUUUAUUGACAAAAUAUUUAAGUUUGAUUUGUAAAUUUUUGUCAUGAGAUCAGAUAACAUUUUAAGCAUUUAUGGUCAUGUUACAACGUGCCUCUCAGAUGUAACCAUCUACCCCACCUAUGGGGCAUGUUGUCAAAUUUCCAAUUUUUGAUAAAGAAAAAUAAAGGGUAAAUAAAGAAAAACCUAUACACUGUAAUUAUGAAAAAAAAAGCAACAUAUUUGUACUAGACAAGUGUGAAAUUACAGUGGAUAAAAAAUUAUACUCUGAACCCCAUGUGGAUUUACACAAUUUGAGAAAGUCAGAAAGUGUUACUUUGUGCCCCGCUCUCCCCUAUGUUUUUAUUAUAUUUCAUAUAGGCUAAUUAAAUUAAAUGUCCAUACUUUGUUUCUUUAAGUGCUAUUUGUAACAUGACAAUUUAUUAGUAUAGUUUUUAAAUUAAAAAGAGUAUGUACUUUUUAGUUCAUGCAGUAUGAACUAACAGAGAACUUUGUGUAUGUAUCCAUUAACACAAUUGGAUUUACUGGAUAAGGAUUAGGAAUUCCAUUUAGAAUUAAGAAUACUAAAAUACUCAGUUUCUUUCAGGACCCCCUGGUCGAGAACCACUGCAGUCGGCUAUAAGUACAUUGGACAGCACUGUUAUCACAAUAAUGGGGUAAAGCAAUGAAAGAAACAGCAAAUAUGAGACUUUAGUGUUUAUGUCAACUUCUCAAAGACAGAUAGGGACAGAUAGACUAUAUUUAAGUAAAUUACAAAUAAAAGUAAAAUACUUUGUCAGUAUGUCUUAAUCAGUGUUUCUGGCUCAUCAGACCUACCCAUGCAGUUCCAUGAAGCCUGAGUGAAUCAUGGAGGAAACAUUCCACACAGAAGAUCUUUCUCCAGGAUGCAGUCAUGAUUCUCAACUGGUCAAAAGCACAUUCAAAUCAAAUCUGAUGAAGAAGUUUCAGUGUUUGUAUGAAGGAAAAGCAAAGCAUGGCAACCCAACACUCCUGAAUGAGAUUGAAACAGCGCUGUACAUCACAGAGAGUCAGAGUGCAGAGACCAGUAAUGAGCAUGAGGUGAGACACCUUGAGAAACAAUACAGGAGAGCAGCAGAAACAGAGGACACACCCAUCAAAUUGAAUGACAAAAGAAAUGGAAAUAUCCAAUGAAGUGCUGUUCAUCUUUGAUGGCCUGGAUGAGUGUCGUCUGACGCUGGAUUUCCAGAGCGAUGUGAGGUUGUGUGAUGUAAGUGAAUCAGCCUCAGUGGACAUGCUGUUGAUGAACCUCAUUAUGGGGAAUCUGCUUCCUUCUGCUCUGAUCUGGAUCACCACCAAACCAGCAGCAGCUGAUCUCAUUCCCUCUAAGUGUGUCCAUCGAAUGACAGAGGUACAAGGCUUCAAUGACCCACAGAAGGAGGAAUACUUCAGAAAGAGAAUCAGUGAUCAGAGUCUGGCCAACAGUAUCAUCACACAACUGAAGUCAUCAAGGAGCCUCUAUAUCAUGUGCCACGUCUCAGUGUUCUGCUGGAUUUCAGCCACUUUUCUAGAGAAGAUACUGAGUGAAGCAGAGAGUGGAGAGAUUCCCAAGACUCUCACUCAAAUGUACACACACUUCCUGAGUAUUCAGACCAACAUCAAACAUGAGAAGGACUGUGAGAAGAAAGUAAAAGGUGAAGACAUGAUUCUCAAACUGGGGAAACUGGCUUUUCAGCAGCUUUUGAAGGGCAACCUGAUCUUCUAUGAGGAAGAUCUGAGAGAGUGUGGCAUUGAUGUGGCCGAAGCAUCAGUUUACUCAGGAUUGUGCACUCAGGUCUUCAGAGAGGAGUUUGGCUUAAAAAAAAAAAAUAGAAUUGUGUAUUAUCUGAUAUAUAGAGAGUUAUAUCAAUUAAAUACAAUAAAAGAAGUCAAACAAGUGAAGAGUGUCAUUGUUCUCUACGGGAUGAUUAAUUGUGGCGUUACAGAUGAAGGCUGUGCUUCUCUGGCUUCAGCUUUGAGAUCAAAUUCCUCACACAGACUGAAGAGUGCCAUUGUUCUCAACAGGUUAUGGAGGUGUGGUGUCACAGGUGAAGGUUGUGCAGCUCUGGCUUCAGCUCUGAGAUCAAAACCCUCACACCUGAAACAUCUGGAUCUGAUUCAGAAUGAAAUAGGAGAUUGUGAAGGUUAUGUUGCUUUGGAUUCAGCUCUAAGAUAA
Messenger RNA from Onychostoma macrolepis, 3218 nucleotides. RefSeq names its product NLR family CARD domain-containing protein 3-like. The record is from RefSeq and is a predicted model, not a curated record. Lineage: Eukaryota; Metazoa; Chordata; Actinopteri; Cypriniformes; Cyprinidae. The coding region runs from base 2169 to 3218 and encodes 349 amino acids. The transcript is spliced from 5 exons.